Molecule: messenger RNA, 1633 nt
Organism: Zeugodacus cucurbitae (melon fly)
Lineage: Eukaryota; Metazoa; Arthropoda; Insecta; Diptera; Tephritidae
Product: AT-rich binding protein
Exons: 2
Coding region: 149-1096 (315 amino acids)
Biological process (GO): regulation of transcription by RNA polymerase II
Cellular component (GO): PcG protein complex; transcription regulator complex
Molecular function (GO): RNA polymerase II cis-regulatory region sequence-specific DNA binding; DNA-binding transcription factor activity, RNA polymerase II-specific
Source: RefSeq, a predicted model, not a curated record
CACUGCGUUGUCCCAAUCAGCUGUUUGCAAACGUCAAUGGAAAUAAACAAAAAUAUUUGUGGCAACGAAUUAAAAAAUUUAUAUUUUUCCUUAAUUUGUGUAUAUUUUUAAAGAAAAUUAGUGAAAUAUCGGUGGUGGUUUUAGUACAAUGGGUUUCCCACGUAUAUUAAGUAAAAAUAAUAAGAUAUAUACGAAACUGGGUGAGUUUUGUUUGUCGGGCGAUGCGAGCUUCUGGAUUGUUUGCCAAGUGUGCCAAGAAGAGUUGCAGACACAAGAUCAAUUCUGGAAACAUAUACAAGAUGAGCACAACUUCAUGCAUGGUUUGGGUUUUAAGCAGGAACAGGCACGUAAUUAUAUGGAGCCUGAGGCGACCACAACACACAUUAUGCCUUUGCCAUUGUAUCGUAAGGUAAAUGAGGAGGAGUUGCGCGCGAGUGGUGCACUUGAGCAUGGCGGCGAUAAUUCACAAGAGAAACAAGAGCCAAAGGACUAUACAGAAAUGCGCGCCAUCGAACCGAAUGCGGUAGAAAUUGAUAUAAAAGUAGAACCGCCUAGUAUAAGACAUGCAUUAGCAUUGGCACCGCCACCACCCGUUACGCAGAAUGUACACGGCACAGGAGCUGUUGCUGCUGGUACGGGCGCUGGUGUUGCGCAUCAAAACGUUGAGGUAAGCACAGCCGCGCCAGCCUUAUAUCAACUGCCACAAGUGACACCAGCAAGUGCAUAUGGCACCACCAUAAUACAUAGUGCACCGACACUAACGCACACAAUGGGUAUGACAAAUGCAGCAGCGGCGGCGGCGGCUUUGAUGUCACAAGAAAUGCCAAAAGAAUCGAAUAGCACCACGGCGAGCGCCAGUAGUGCGAUAUCGUCGGAAGAUGGUGAACGCUGGUAUGUAUGCGAUUAUGAAACCUGCGGCCUAAAGUUCAAAUAUCAGUCACGGCUAGAAUUGCACCGUGCUGUACACAGUAAAGAGCGACGUUUUGCGUGCGAACUGUGUGGCGCCUCGUUCAAACAAUCGUGCAAUCUGUCGACGCAUCGUAAGAAAAAACACUUUCUGAAAGGUUCGAAGGGACUAGUGCCGCAGCGUUUUUAAAUUGCAAUGCAACAAAAAAAAAAUCAUAAAUUGCGUUUUUAAUUUGUACACUGUUUUUUUUUUUUUGUAUUUCUAUAUACUUUUUUGCGUCAUUUGCAAAUGUAGUUGCAAUAUUAUUUUUUAGUAACAAUAACAAGAAAUAGUGUAGUUUAUAGGGAAAAACAGCCUUUAAACAAUUACAAAUAUUUCACACAUAAAAAGGCAGAAAGUGUAGUAGGAAAAUAUGUUAUAUUUUUCCCAAACGUUUGUGCAAGUUCAAGUUUAGUCUUAAGAAAAAUUGUUUUUUUUUUCUUCUAGUAUUAAGUCAUUUCUUUUGAAAUACAUAUUUACGAAAUAUAUAUACUUUUUCUAUACUGUAUAUGUAAUUAACAUUUUACAUUAUUAUGUGCUUACGCAUAUAUGUAUAUAAUGUAAAAUGUGAAUGUUUGAUUGUAAACAAUUAAACACGAUGGUACAAUUAAUAUGUUUUUAAGAUUUUAGUGAAUAAUAAAUUCUUUUUGCCCCAAUUCAGUACAAAAAUAAAAUAUUGCGUUUUUU